Saprolegnia parasitica CBS 223.65 is the source of this 897-nucleotide messenger RNA. RefSeq lists its product as hypothetical. Gene Ontology annotation, molecular function: acyltransferase activity, transferring groups other than amino-acyl groups. Lineage: Eukaryota; Oomycota; Saprolegniomycetes; Saprolegniales; Saprolegniaceae. Bases 62 to 850 code for a protein of 262 amino acids. The transcript has a single exon. The record is from RefSeq and is a predicted model, not a curated record.
UGGCGCACAUGGAGCGCCUCAUUGGGGCGCUGCGCACUUCGCGAUUCGCACCCGAUCGAGUAUGAACUGGCAGCGCUUUCAAACGACCGAGUUUGGCGCGAUCGUCGACAACGUGAUCACUGCGCCAUGGGCGACGAUGACGUCGACACCGACGAACCCAGAGCACUACAUGGCCAACUGCAUCUACGUCGACGCGUCCGUGUUGCCUCCAGCGGAUACGGACUUGGACGCAAUGGAGACCAUCCAGCGCCAGGCCCACGCGCGCGUUGUCUAUCAGUUUAUCGAUGCCAAGGCCACGAUGGCCCCGUAUGCGUCCGAGUGGAAGACCUGUCUCAAGGCACGUGGUCUCGAGAUCGAGAUGACGCCGGCGUGGCUCCUUGCCUUUGAUCUGGCGACGCAAAUGGUGCCGGCACCAAUCCAUGCGACGCGAGUGCUGACCACGGUGGACGAGAUCUUGGAUGCUGAUGGCGGCGCGUCACCGUACAACAGUGAUGCGUGGUGUCGGCACCUUCGCUUGCAGCAGCUCGCGCGCGGUCCGAGCUACGGCUGCUUCGUGUCGUCGGUGGACUCGGAGAACAAUGCCAGCGUGGGUGUUGUCUCGUUGCAUCUCGCGUCGGACGGUGUCGCGAUCGUCAACUGGUGCGGCGUGCCCGAGGCCCAUCGGCGGCACGGCCAUGCGACGAGCGCACUAGUGCGGGCGUUGGCGUAUGCGCGCGACGAGCUCCACUGCACGCAUGUCUACUUGACGGCGGUCGACGACGGGCCGAUCCAGCUAUAUCAACGAGUGGGUUUCACGAUCGUGGACGCCGGCGACGAAGUCCAGUGCCUUGGUCCACUGCUCACGCCGUAAGAACACUCGAUUAAAGUUUAAUGCCGAGAACGCAAGCUUUCGCACCC